Molecule: messenger RNA, 684 nt
Organism: Eremomyces bilateralis CBS 781.70
Lineage: Eukaryota; Fungi; Ascomycota; Dothideomycetes; Eremomycetales; Eremomycetaceae
Product: GDSL-like Lipase/Acylhydrolase
Exons: 1
Molecular function (GO): hydrolase activity
Source: RefSeq, a predicted model, not a curated record
CCUUCUCCCAAAGCAAACGCCGCCGCCCUCCCCGCCCACUUCCUCCUCGCCGGCGACAGCACCACCGCGCCCCAAUCCUCCGGCGGCGGCGGCUGGGGCAACGGCUUCCUCGCCUACCUCCAGCCGCCGGCCACGGGGAAGAACCUCGGCCACAACGGGCGCACGACAGUCUCCUACCGCAGUGACGGGUAUUGGGACGAGGUGCUCAAGGAAGCGAAGAGCGUCGCGGGGAAGAAGCAGGUGUACGUGACGAUCCAGUUCGGGCACAAUGACCAGAAGCCCGACAAGAAAAUCAGUAUCGCACAGUACGGCGCGAACCUGCAGAAGAUGGCCGGCGAAGUGAAGAAGGCCGGGGGAGUGCCGAUCUUGGUGACGCCGUUGACGCGGCGGUCGUUUAACGGGGCGAAGGUGAAGGAGACCUUCGCGGAGGAGAACAAGGCGACGGUGGCGGCAGCGGAGAAGGCGGGAGCAUGGUGGAUAGAUUUGAACGGGGCGAGCACGGAGUAUGUGAAUAAGGUGGGGACAAAGGUGAAUACAGCGUAUGCGUUGAAGAGCGGGGAUAAUACACAUGUGAAUGCGAAGGGGAGUAAGUUGUUUGGGAGGAUGGUGGCGGAUUUGAUCGUGGCGAAGUAUCCGGAGACGAAGGGGUUUUUUAAGGAGGAUGCGGCGGUGAGUCAGGCGAUA